Mobula hypostoma (lesser devil ray) is the source of this 10811-nucleotide messenger RNA. RefSeq names its product E3 ubiquitin/ISG15 ligase TRIM25-like. The record is from RefSeq and is a predicted model, not a curated record. Bases 386 to 2176 code for a protein of 596 amino acids. Gene Ontology annotation, molecular function: zinc ion binding; protein binding. Lineage: Eukaryota; Metazoa; Chordata; Chondrichthyes; Myliobatiformes; Myliobatidae. The transcript is spliced from 7 exons.
UUCUGUGCGUGGGGGAAGAACUCAUGCAGCGGUGCAGUCAAUGCCCCUUUAAGCUGUUGCUGCUGGGAUAACAGGCGCAGAUGUCACUCUGAUAAAACCUAAAGGAAUGUUGGUAGCUGGCUUGUGUAACUGAGUAAGUUAAGGGUGGGGCUUCUUGAUUAUGCUGUAACAGGGCUUUUUGUGUAAAGAUUUAAAUAGGAAAAGUUAAAACUGAAACUUCUGCAGUUGCAAAAGGUUUUGAGUCAAUGACAUCAGUCUGUGCUACUGGCUUCUAGGUAGAUCAUUAAUGAAAAAUUACCGGAACCGCUCCCAGCUUUUCUUGUCAGUCUUCUGCUUGUCUGGACUGGCAAGGGUUGUUUUGGAUGUUCUCUCUUUCCCCUGAGGAAUGGCAGUGUCUAAAGUCUCUAUUUCCGAAGCCAAGCUCUGUUGCGCCAUCUGCUUGGACCUCCUCAAGUCUCCUGCCACCAUUCCGUGCGGCCACAACUUCUGUAUGGAGUGCAUCGGGAGGUGCUGGCAUCAGGAUGGGAGAUCGGAGACCUUCCGGUGCCCCCAGUGCCGGGAGACGUUCAACUCCAGACCUUCCUUGUCCAAGAACACCAUUCUUUGUGAGAUCGUGGAGGACUUCACCAACUCGGAUUCCUCCUCCACCUCAAAGGAUGCCACCGGCCCGCAGGAUGUCCUCUGUGACUUCUGCACUGAGCAGAAGCUGGAAGCAGUCAAGUCGUGCGUGGUUUGCAUGGCCUCCUUCUGCCAGCUUCACCUCUUGCCCCACGCCAGCAACCCGGUCUUCAAGGACCACCGGAUCAUCAGUCCCAUCAGGGAUAUCGAGUCCAGGAAGUGCCCAAGCCACCGGAAACCGCUGGAGGUCUUCUGCAGGACCGACCAGACGAGUGUGUGCUGCUUGUGCGCCAUCAACGAGCACAGACAGCAUGAGACAGUGUCCCUGGAGGAACAAGUCAGCGAACUAAAGAAAGAACUCAAUGAGCGACAGGGAGAAGUGGAUACACUGAUAGAGGAAACCUCAGGCGAGAUUGGAAAGUUGAAACAGAAGAUCGACUCCAUUAAAGGCACGGUACUACAGGUAAAACAGCAGGCCAGGCAGAAGUGUGCUGAGCUGCAGAGAGUAGUCGAGAAGGCACAGGGGGAUGUGUUUCAUUUUCUCGAGGAAGAGGAGGGAGCCGUGGUGAGUCAAGUGGAGAAAUCUAUGGCUCAGCUGCAGAGCAGCCUUGUUGUGCUGCAACAGAGCAGGCUGCAGCUGGAGGCUGCCCUGAAGAGUGACGACAACUUCCUUGUACUGCAGGAAUAUCAACAAUUAAAUAAACCUGUGGAGGCUUGCCCUUUGCUGCCCUGCCAGGUUGAUGCCAAAUUUUCAGCUGUGGAAUGUGCUCUGACUGAACUGUCCAAUCAUAUCACACAGCAACUGCAUGGAAGUUUCAACCCACAUCUGGAUCUAGAACGGGCCAAAGGAUAUGUUCCAGCACUGUCUGUGCCUCCGGGGAACCAGCAGAUGCCACGUGUUCCCUCCCCAAGGACAACUGGACAUGAAGAUCAUGAUGUCUCCAACUCCAUUAACCCAUCAGAUACAUGCCUCAUGGAAACAAAGCCAGACCCCACCUGCAAGAAGAGAGCAGAUUAUUUACACCAUGCUCUUCAUUUGAUGUUUGACCCUAACACAGCUCACAAGCAUCUCCUUCUCUCAGACGACAACCGAACAGUGACAGAUGUUGAUCCUGAAUGCGUCUCCUAUCCAGAACACCAGGACAGGUUCAACAGCUUCCCUCAAGUGUUGUGCACUCAGAGCAUAUCGGAGGGCUGCUGCUAUUGGGAGGUGGAAGUGAGUGGACACUGGGCAGGAAUCGGGCUCACGUACCAAGGGAUCAAGAGGAAAGGGUCAAAUAUGAGCAGCCUGAUUGGGAGGAACAAUCUCUCCUGGUGUCUUUUGUACAGCAACAGCAAAUUUUCUGCCCUCCACAAUAAACAAGAGGUCACUGUCCAGUCAGGAAGGCAGCAACGGAUUGGAAUCUACCUCGACUAUUCUGAAGGGACGCUGGAAUUCUAUGGUGUUGGGAACACGAUGAGUCUCAUCCAUAGAUUCAAGGCAGUGUUUACAGAGCCUGUCUAUCCUGCUUUUUUUGUUUUUUUGGGAACAUCCCUCAGUCUCUGCCAGUUGAGUUAGGGGAAAUUUCUUUCAGGGGAUGAAAGACUGCAUGUUAUUUCAGGAUAGAUCUUUUGAGAGAAAGGAAACUAAUGACUGGUGAUACCAUACCUGGGGAAUGUCACCCCAGAGAGUAGGGAGAACGUGGAUUAGCAAUGUAAGUGCAAUGGAAGUUGGGAAGUUAGAUAAGAAUGAGGGAGAAUGGAACUGCUAACAGGUUGAACUGAGGCAGAGAGGGAGAAAACUCUGGAGAGUCGAACAGUGAGCAGUUGGGCUGAGUUCUUUGUUUCCUUCCAAGGAAACAUUUCCAACCUGAACAUGUAUUACCUUUCUUUCAAUGAUCCUGGAUCAAAGCCAACUAACAAACAUCAUGGAUGUGUGUGUGUGUGUGUGGGGGGGGGGGCGUAGUCAGGAUGUAAUAAUGCACACCUUUCCCAUCUUGCUCCAGUAAUGAAGCAUUGAAGGGGGCAGUGGGCCCAGAAGGGGUGGUUAGAAAUGACAGGGUUGAAAAAUGGAGUAUAGAGGAUUUGAGAACAGUCAUGGAUAAUUUCAAUUUUUGCUUGCUAACAAAUCAGAGGGUAAAAAUAUUAAGUUUUGGGGAACAAUUUCUUGUGUGCUUUGUAGUGUAAGUUCUUGAUCUCACCCUGUCCAUCCCUGGUCUAAAAACAUCCAGAGGUUAAAACCCAGCAGAACAAGUCAUCCAGAUCACUUCGACUGUUCCAUUCAGCACCUUCCACACUGCUAUCAGUGAACCAUACCGAAACAUGAUGGGAAGACCAACAUUCUGCCUUUGAUACGUUGUGUGCCCUGCAUAUUUUUGGUGUCCUGCUAUUAGAUCAAUGCCUCAGAAUUUCUCCCCUUUAUGUAUACAGUUACAAUCUCCUGUCCCUCUCCUAUGGUACAGCCUUCUCCCUCAAACGUAUUGAUGAAGAUAGAGCAGUAGAUGUAGUGUAUAUGGAUUUCAGCAAGGCAUUUGAUAAGAUCCCCUAUGAAAGGCUUAUUGAGAAAGUAAGGAUGCAUGGGAUCCAAGGGGAUAAUGCUUUGUGGAUCCAGAAUUGGUUUGCCCACAGAAGGCGAAGAGUGGUUAUAGACAGGUCAUAUUCUGCAUGGAGGUCAGUGACACAUGGCGUGUCUCAAGGAAUCUGUUCUGGAACCCUUACUCUUCGUGAUUUUUAUAAAUGACCAGGUUGAGGAAAUGGAAGGAUGGGUUAGUAAAUUUGCUGAUGACACAAAGGCUGGGGGUGUUGUGGAUAGUGUGGAGGGUAGUCAGAGGUUACAGCGGGACAUCAAUAGGAUGCAAAACUGGACUGAGAAGUGGCAGAUGGAGUUCAACCCAAAUAAGUGUGAGGUGGUUCAUUUUAGUAGGUCAAAUAUGAUGGCAGAAUAUAGUAUUAAUGGUAAGACUCUUGGCAGUGUGGAGGAUCGGAGGGAUCUUGGGGUCCGAGUCCAUAGGACACUCAAAGCAGCUGCGCAGGUUGACUGUGUGGUUAAGAAGGUAUACAGUGCAUUGGCUUUCAUCAAUUGUGGGAUUGAGUUUAGGAGGUGAGGUAAUGUUGCAGAUAUAUAGGGCCCUGGUCAGACUCCACUUGGAAUACUGUGCUCAGUUCUGGUUGCCUCACUACAGGAAGGAUGUGGAAACCAUAGAAAGGGUGCAGAGGAGAUUUACAAGGAUAUUGCCUGGAUUGGGGAGCAUGCCUUAUGAAAAUAGGUUGAGUGAAUUUGGCAUUUUCUCCUUGAAGGGAUGGAGGAUGUGAGGUGACCUGAUAGAGAUAUAUAAGAUGAUGAGAGACAUUGAUCAUGUGGAUCGUCAGAGGUUUUUUUUCCCCAGGGCUGAAAUGGCUAACACGAGAGGACACAGUUUUAAGGUUUUUGGAAGUAGGUACAGAGGAGAUGUCAGUGGUAAGUUUCUUUUACGGAGAGAGUGGUGAGUGCAUGGGAUGGGCUGCCGGCAACGGCGGUGGAGGCAGAAAUGAUCGGGUCUUUAAGGAGACUCCUGGAUAGGUACAUGGAGCUUAGAAAAAUAGAGGGCUAUGGGUAACCCUAGGUAAUUUCUAAAGUAAGGACAUGUUCGGCACAGCAUUGUGGGCCAAAGGGCCUGUAUUGUGCUGUAUGCUUUCUAUGCUUCUAUAGUUUAAAUACCAUCCCCAUUGUCUCAAAAUAAACUUGGAGUUUUCACUGUUUGGAAACUACCACUUCAUCUUUAACCACUCUUUCCUUUCCAAAGUCCUUUAUCUGCAGAUUUUUCCCAGCACUCUUUUUGAAUCCCUGCUCCUGCAGCAACACUGAAGUAGCUUACAUGGUUCAGUUUUGAAUGUCCCUAGUCACAACUGGAUGAUCACCACCCUUUUCUCGUGUUCUACCUUCUCUCCCUGUUCUGGCCUUUCACCUUCUCUCAGCUCCGGUAUUCCAACAUCACUUACACUGUUCCUGCUUCCACAUCAGCUUGAAGACCACCCACCUCUUGCAAUGCCCCAGCUCCCUAAGUUGCCAGAUUGAUUGCCUACCAUCUAGCACUGGGUGAGUAGAAACUUCCAUCAAUUAAAUAUUAGGAAAAACAGCAGCUGCUGACUUUCCUACCAGCCACAAUCUUCCUUCCAUAAAACCUUAAGACAUGAGCAGAAUUAGGCCAUUCAGCCCAUCGAGUCUGCUUUGCCUUUGCAUCAUGGCUGAUCCCACAUCCCACUCAAUCCCAUACACCUGCCUUCACACCAUAUCCUUUGAUGCUCUGACCAAUCAGGAAACUAUCAACUUCCACCUUAAAUAUGCCCAAAGACUUGGCCUCCACCGCAGUCUGUAGUAGAGCAUUCCACAGAUUCACUACUCUUUAGCUAAAAAAAAAAUUCCCCUUUACCUCUGUUCUAAAAGGUCACCCCUCAAUCUUGAGACUGUGCCCUCUAGUUCUGGAUACUUCCACCAUAGGAAACAUCCUCUCCACAUCCACCCUAUCUAGUCCUUUCAACAUUCAGUAGGUUUCAGUGAGAACCCCUCGCAUACUUCUAAAUUCCAGUGAGCAUAGGCGUAAAGCUGCCAAAUGCUCCUCAUACAUUAACCCCUUCAUUCCUGGAAUCAUCCUCAUAAACCUCCUCUGGACUCUCUCCAAUGACAAUACACCCUUUCUGAGAUUUGGGCCCAAAGCCAUUGACAAAACUGAUCAGAGGCAGUGAUCAUGUGGAUAGUCAGAGGCUUUUUCCCAGGGCUGAAAUGGCUAGCACAACAGGUCACAGUUUUAAGGUCCUUGAAAUAGGUACAGAAGAGGUGUCAGGGGUAUGUUUUUUAUGCAGAGAGUGGUGAGUGCGUGGAAUGGGCUGCGGAUGAUGCUGGUGGAGGCAGAUACAAUAGGGUCUUUUUAGAAACUCCUGGACAGGUACAUGGAGCUUAAAAAAAACAGGGCUAUGGGUUACCCUAGGUAAUUUCUAAGGUAAGGACACGUUUGGCACAGCUUUGUAAGGGUCUGUAUUGUGCUGUAGGUUAGACCAGAAGACAAAGGAGCAGAAAUCGGCCAUUCGGCCAUUUUAUCAUGAGCUGAUCCAUUCUCCCAUUUAGUCCCACUCCCCUGCCUUCUCACCAUAACCUUUGAUGCCCUGGCUACUCAGAUACCUAUCAAUCUCUGCCUUAAAUACACUCAAUGAUUUGGCCUCCACUGCCGCCUGUGGCAACAAAUUCCAUAGAUUCACCACCCUCUGGCUAAAAAAAUUUCUUCGCAUCUCUGUUCUGAAUGGGUGCCCUUCAAUCCUUAAGUCAUGCCCUCUCGUACUAGACUCCCCCAUCAUGGGAAACAACUUUGCCACAUCCACUCUGUCCAUGCCUUUCAACAUUUGAAAUGUUUCUAUGAGGUCCCCCCUAUACAGUCCAACAGCAGACAAACGUUCCUCAUAUGUUAAACCUCUCAUUCCCGGAAUCAUUCUAGUGAAUCUUCUCUGUACCUCUCUAACGUCAGCACAUCCUUUCUUAAAUAAGGAGACCAAAACUGCCCACAGUACUCCAACUGAGGUCUCACCAGCGCCUUAUAGAGCCUCAACAUCACAUUCCUGCUCCUAUACUCUAUUCCUCUAGAAAUGAAUGCCAACAUUGCAUUUGCCUAAGUUUUCUAUGUUUCUAUGACAAUACUCCAAGCGUGGCCUGACUAGUGUCCUAUAAAGGCUCAGCAUUAUCUCCUUGCUUUUAUAUUCUAUUCCCCUUGAAUAAAUGCGAACAUUGCAUUUGCCGCCUUUAUCACAGACUCCGCCUAUGAAUUAACCCUCUGGAAGUCUUGCACGGGAACUCCCAAGUCCCGCUGCACCUCUGAGGUUUGAACCUUCUCCCCAUUUAGGUAAUAGUCUGCACUGUUGUUCCUUUUACCUAAUGCAUUAUUAUACAUUUCCCAACAUUGUAUUCCAUCUGCCACUUUUUUGCCCACUCUUCCAAUCUGUCAAAGUCCUGCUGCAAUUGCACUACCUACCCCUCCACUCAUCUUUGUAUCAUCUGCAGACUUUGCCACAAAGCUAUCAAUUCCAUUAUCCAAAUCAUGGACAAACAAUAUGAAAAGUAGUGGUCCCAAUACCGACCCCUGAAGAACACCACUAGCCACUGGCAGUCAACCAGAAAAGGCCUCCUUUAUUCCCACUCACUGUUUCCCGCCUGUCAGCCAUUCCUCUAUCUAUGCCAGUAUCUUUCCUGUAAUGCCAUAGGGUUUUAUCUCGUUAAACACCUUCAUGUGUGGCACCUUAUCAAAUGCCUUCUGAAAAUCCAAGUAAAUGAGAGCCAGUGACUCUCCUUUGUCCACCCUGCUUGUUACUUCCUCAAGAACUCUAACAAAUUUGACAGGCAAGAUUUCCUUUCACAGAAACCAUGCUGACUUUGAUUUAUCUUAUCAUUAGUCUCCAAGUAUCCCAAAACCUCAUCCUUAAUAACGGACUCCAACACAUUCUCAACCACUGAGGUUAGGCUAACUGGCCUAUAAUUUCCUUUCUUUUGCCUUCCUCCAUUCUUAAAGAAGUGUAGUGACAUUUGCAAUCUUCUAGUCCUCCGGUACCAUGUCAGAAUCAAGUGAUUCUUGAAAGAUCAUGACCAAUGCAUCCAUUAUCUUUCAGCAACCUCUCUCUGGACUCUGGGAUGUAGUCUAUUUGGUCUAGAUAAUUUAUCACCUUAAGACCUUUGAGUUUGCCUAACACUUUUUCCUUUGUAAGAGCAAUGGUACUACUGCUGUGUCUUCCACAGUGAAGACAGAUGCAAAGUACUCAUUAAGUUCAUUUGCCAUCUCUUUGGCCCCCCAUUACUAACUCACUGGCAUCAUUUUCCAGUGGUCCAAAGUCAACUGUCACCUCCCUUUUAUCCUUUAUAUAACUGAAAUAAUUCCUUAUUUCCCUUUUCUUCCUGAGGCUGAGCCAGUCUGCUUUGUCCCAGUGAGUUGCAGAUCACCCAUCUAAAGCAAUAGUAACUACAUAAUCCCACCUAUUCAACACCCAUUGAUAUUUCUGCUCAACUCAAACACAACUCUUUGAUCGUCUCCAUCAGCUUCCAUACAAAUCUAAGCUGUCAUACAAAUGCCUGCUGACUACCCUAAUUCCCACAAGACCAGGACAUUCUGCGUGCCAUAGAUCACCAGGAACUGCUGGAUUGAUUGCGCAUAGCGGGAGUGAAAUUUGAAAAGGAGCAAGUGGAAGCAGUCAGGACAUUCUGUGCACUGCAUAUCAUGGGAUAAUUAGGCACUUGUCAAGGGCCAAUAAAAAGAAGUUAGAUUUAAACAGAGCAGCAUUAUGUGAGUGGGACAGGGCUGAGUCUUUGGCUGAUGGAGGUUUCAGCAAGGAGAGGUAGAGGCUGUAUGUAGAUUUUCUUUCUUAUUGGACGGUUAGAGCAGUGGAAAUGCCAGAGAGGAUAGUGGAAUGCUCCUCUUGAGGGAUGUGGAAAGGCAAGACCACCAGUGUCACUGACGGCUAUACCUGCAAGAUGUGUGGCCAGCUGACUGUUACGGAAUUGAAGAUGGAGCUGGAUCAACUCUGGAUCAUUUGGUAGGCUGAAGGGUAGACAGGUGAUACAGGGGAGGUAGUUACACUUAAGAUGCAGAACACAGGUAACUGAGCAACCAUCAGGAAGGGGAAAGAGGAUAGGCAGUGAGUGAAGGGUACUCAGGUGGCCGUUCCUUUCAAUAACAGCUUUUGGAUACUGUUGUGGGGUGGGGAGGGGGGAGUACCUAGCAGAGGAAAGCCACAGCAGUCAGGUCUGUAGCACUGAGUCUGGCUCUGUGGCUCAGAAGAGAGAGAAGAGGCAAGCUGUAGAGAUGGGGGAUUUAGUAGUUAGGAAAAUUGAUAUGAGGUUCUGUGGAUGAGAACAAGAUUCCCGAUGGCACUUUUGCCUCCUGGGUGCCAGGGUCAGGGACAUCUUGGAUCGACUCCACAGUAUUCUUAAGUGGGAGGGUGAGGAGUCAGAGAUUGUGUGGAGAAGGGUAACAAGGUUCUGCAAAGUGAGUUCAUGGAUUUAGGUGCUAAGUUAAAAUACAGGACCUCCAGAGUUGUGACCUCAGAAUUGCUACCGAUGUCAUGUGCUAGUGAGGCCAGAAACAGGAAGAUCAUACAGUUUAGCACGUGGCAAAGUGCAGAAGGGAGGCUUCAGAUUUUGGAUCAUUUGGCUCUCUUCUGGAAAAGGUGAGAGCUGUAUAGAUGGGAUGGUUUGCAUCUGAACUGGAGGGAACUUGUAUCCUUGUGUGUAGGUUUGCUAGUGCUGCACUGGGGGAGGGGGGUUAAACUAGAGUUGCAGGGGCUAGAGCAGAUAGUGGAGUAGUUGUGGUAAAAGAUUUUGGUAACCUUACAUACAAAGGCAGGAAUCGAAAGGUUGAGCAUGGUGGGUCAAAUGUUCUGAGCUGUGUGUAUUUCAAUGCAAGGAGUAUUGUAGGAACAGCAGAUGAGCCUUAGGGGCGUAGAUCAGCAUGUGGAAUUAUGAGUUUGUAGCCAUUAGUGAGACUUGGUUGCAGGAGGGGUAGGACUGGCAGCACAAUGCUUUGGGCUUCUGUAGUUUUAGACGUAAUGGAGCUGGAAGGAUUAAAGAGGGAGGGGUGGCAUUACUAGUCAGAGAAAAUGUCACUGCGGUGCUCAGACAGGACAGACUGGAAGGCUCAUCUACUGAGGCUCUACCAAUGGAACUGAGGAAUAAGAAACCACAGAAUAAAGAUGACCACAUUAUUGGGAUGAUAUGAUCGGCCACACAAUAGCCAGAAAGAUUUAGGGCAGCAAAUUUGUAGAGGGAUCGCAGGAAGCUGCGAGAAACAUAAUAUUGUGAUAGUAUGUGACUGGGACUCCCAUACUGAAAAAGGGCUGAAUGGAUUAAGUUUGUCAAAUGUGUUCAGGAAUGUUUCCUUAACGAAUGAAUAAAAAUCCCAACUAGAGAGAUGGCGAUACUGAAUCUACUGCUAGGGAACAUGCAGGACAGAUGACUGAAUUGUGAGUAGGGGAACACUUUGGAUCUAUUGAUCAUAAUGCCAUAAUGAUCAAUGCCAGUCAAGAUAAUUCUGGAAAACGAUAGGCCUGGUCCUCAGAUUGAGAUUCCUAAUUGGAGAAAGGCCAAUUUUGAUGGUAUCAGAAAGGAGCUGGCAAGUUUGGUUGUUUUCUGGCAAAAGUGUGCUUGGUAAAUGGAAAGCCUUCAAAAGUGAAAUUUUGGAAAUACAUAGUAUUAUUCCUGUUGGAUUAAAAGGCAAGGCUAACAGGUUUAGGGAACCAUGGUUUUCGUGAGAUGUUGAGACCCUGUUUAAGAAGGAGGUGCAUAGCAGGUAUAGGCAUAUAGAAACAAAUCAGGUACUUGAGGGGUAUAAGGAAUGGAAGAAAACACUUAAGAAGGAAAUCAGGAGGGCUAGUUUCUAAUUGGGGAGGACAUUCAAAAGUCAGAGGUGCAAAGGGUCUUGGGAGUCCCUGAGCAGUAUUCCCUAAAGGUUAACUUGCAGGUCAAGUCAGUGGUAAAGAAGGCAAAUGCAAUGUUAGCAUUUAUUUUGAGAGGACUAGAAUAUAAGAACAAGGAAUGUCAUGCUGAGGCUUUAUAGGGCAUUGAUCAGACCGCACUUGGAGUAUUGUGAGCAGUUUUGGACCUCUUAUCUAAGAAACAAUGUGCUGGCAUUGGAGAUGGUCCAGAGGAGGUUUACAAGAAUGAUUCUGGGCAUUAAAGUACUAAUGUAUGAGGAGUGUUUGAUGGCUUUGAGCCAGUACUCACUGGAAUUUAGAAGAAUGGGGGGGGGGUGGAAUCUCAUUGAAACAUACUUAAUAUUGAAAGGCGGAGAUACAGUAGAUGUGGAGGGGAUUUUUUCUAAAGUGGGUGAGUCUAGGACCAGUGCGCACAGCCUAAGAAUAGAGGGGCAUCCACAGAGAUGAGGUGUGUGGAGGCCAGGCCAUUGAGUAUUUUUAAAGCGGAGGUUGUUAGGUUCAUGAUUAGUCAAGGCAUCAAAAGUUGCAGGGAGAAUGUAGGAGAAUGGGGUUGAGAGGGAUAAUAAAUCAGCCUUGAUGGAAUAGCAGAGCAGACUCAGUGAGUUGAGUGGCCUAAUUCUUAUGUCUUGUGGCCUUUAUUUCAAACACUAAAUAUUUUUUGCCGUGUUACAUUCAACUAGGUUGACUUAAAUAUACUUUGAUCUAAACUUGUACAGAAAUAAAGUGUGCUUUUGAAAUGACAUUAGCAGCAUGAAUAAUAAAGUAAUUGAGAU